Messenger RNA from Rana temporaria (common frog), 2376 nucleotides. Its product is annotated as UDP-glucuronosyltransferase 2A1-like. Bases 22 to 2280 code for a protein of 752 amino acids. The transcript has 7 exons. Gene Ontology annotation, molecular function: UDP-glycosyltransferase activity. The record is from RefSeq and is a predicted model, not a curated record. Lineage: Eukaryota; Metazoa; Chordata; Amphibia; Anura; Ranidae.
AGUGUUGCUGGGUAGUUCCUGAUGUACUCUUGUUCAGGAAGUCUCUAUGAACUCCAGAUCUUCAAAAUGCUCUAUGCAAGUGUUUUACUUCUGAUGCAUGUAAGUUUCUUUGGCACAGCAUACUCAGGGAAAAUUCUGGCUUGGCCAACAGACGGCAGUCAUUUUAUGAACUUAAAUGUGAUCCUUGAAAACCUUGCACACAAAGGUCAUGAAGUAACAGUGCUGGUCAACUCAGCCAACCUUAUCAUGGACACCAGCAAAACCUCAGCUUUAAAAUUUGAAGUCUUCCCUGUUGCAUUUUCAAGAACCAGAAAUGAAAAGCUACUAGAGGAAUUCUUACGCUUAUGGAUUUAUGAUCUUCCUAAUAUGUCCUACUGGGAAUUCUUUACCCGAAUGAAAAAAGCCAUGGCGGACUCCUUGGAGGUACAGCUUCUAGUGUGUGAUGGCAUCAUAAAGAACAAGGAGAUGUUAAGGAAGCUAAAAGAUGAGAAGUUUGAUGUCCUUGUUGCAGACCCACUAGCUCCUUGUGGUGAACUUAUCGCUGAGAUCAUUGGAGUGCCAUUUGUGUAUUCCUUUAGGUUCUCAAUGGCUAAUAUUAUAGAAAGACUUUGCGGUCAACAACCCAUGCCGUUUUCUUAUGUACCCGCUAUAAUGACUGAAUUCACAGAUAGAAUGUCCUUUAUAGAACGCCUAAGAAAUACAAUUUUUUAUUUAUCUCAAGAUGCUUUAUUUUAUUCUGUCCUUUCAUCCUCCUGGGACGCAUAUUACAGUGAGGCACUAGACGGCAGUCAUUUUAUGAACUUAAAUGUGAUCCUUGAAAACCUUGCACACAAAGGUCAUGAAGUAACAGUGCUGGUCAGUUCAGCCAACCUUAUCAUGGACACCAGCAAAACCUCAGCUUUAAAAUUUGAAGUCUUUCCUGUUGCAUUUUCAAGAGCCAGAAAUGAAAAGCUACUAGAGGAAUUCUUACGUACAUGGAUUUAUGAUCUUCCUAAUAUGUCCUACUGGGAAUUAUUUACCCGAAUAAAAAAAUCCUUGGCAGAUGCUGUGGAGAUAGAGCAGCUAGUGUGUGAUGGCAUCAUAAAGAACAAGGAGAUGUUAAGGAAGCUAAAAGAUGAGAAGUUUGAUGUCCUUGUUGCAGACCCACUAGCUCCUUGUGGUGAACUUAUCGCUGAGAUCAUUGGAGUGCCAUUUGUCUAUUCCUUUAGGUUCUCAAUGGCUAAUACUUUAGAAAGACUUUGUGGUCAACAACCAAUGCCGUUUUCCUACGUACCUGGUAUAAUGACUGGAUUCACAGAUAGAAUGUCCUUUAUGGAACGCGUAAAAAAUGCAAUGUUCUAUUUCUCCCAAGAUGCUUUAUUUUAUUUUGGCCUUUCAUUCUCUCGGGAUGCAUAUUAUAGUGAGGCACUAGGUCGCCCCACAACUUUUUGUGAAAUUAUGGGGAAAGCAGAAAUUUGGCUGAUCCGUACUUACUGGGAUUUUGAGUAUCCACGUCCAAUUCUUCCAAAUUUUGAGUAUGUUGGAGGCCUACACUGUAAACCAGCGAAACCUUUACCAGAGGGAAUGGAAAAACUUGUCCAAAGUUCUGGAGAACAUGGAAUUGUGGUGUUCUCCCUCGGUUCUAUGGUGAAAAAUUUGACGGAAGAAAAAAACAAUGUCAUUGCUGCUGCCCUGAGCCAGUUACCACAGAAGGUAAUCUGGAGAUACAGUGGAAAGAGACCAGAAACAUUAGGAGAGAAUACAGUGAUAUAUGACUGGAUACCACAAAAUGAUCUGUUAGGUCACCCCAAAACAAAAGCCUUUAUUACACAUGGGGGAACUAAUGGAAUAUAUGAAGCCAUUUAUCAUGGUGUUCCUAUGGUUGGAAUGCCGCUCUUUGCUGACCAGCCAGAUAAUAUGAUCCAUAUGAAGACAAAAGGCAUGGCGGUUAUAGUUGACAUAAACAAAAUGCAAAGCCAGGACCUGGUUGACGCAGUGAACACAGUCAUCAACAAUCCAACGUAUAAAGAAAAUGCCUUGAGGAUAUCGCGUAUCCAUCAUGACCAGCCUGUUAAACCGCUAGACAGAGCCGUUUUCUGGAUAGAGUUUGUCAUGCGUCACAAAGGAGCGAAGCAUUUGCGUCCAGCUUCACAUGAUUUAACCUGGUAUCAGUACCACUGCUUGGAUGUCAUUGGAGUCCUGUUGGUCUGCCUUUUCACUAUUCUUUACAUCACUGUCAAGAUCUUCUUAUUCCUUUGCAGAAAAUGCCGUCCAACCAAGAGAAAACAAAAAAAGCACUGACAGGAUGAGUAGUACUUUUGUAUUUAGAAACGAGUGGUUCUAUUAUGAUUUUUUUUUUAAAUAUGAUUAAUAAAAGUCUAGCGCAAAAGAUAGUAA